CACAAGUUAUAAUUGGUUAUGAAGAUCGUUUUAUAGGCAUUCAUGAAAUUGCAUUUAAUGAAUUUAAGAAAGUGCAUGAGCAUAAAUAUGGUGUUCCAAUGCAUCGUAUUCGAUAUUUUAAAAUUAAUGGAUGUAUUAUAUGGGAUCGAACAAGAAAGUUAGAUAUAUUAACUGGUAGUGAACAACAAAAUGGAACACUUUAUGAUACAGAAGAAAGACCCAUUCUUGUACAAGGUCUCUAUCAUUUUGAUCAAUCUCUUCAACAAUGGAUUAUUCAAUAUCCACACAUAACAUUAACAUCAGAUGAUCUAAAAAUUCCAUCAACAAAUGAUACAUGUCUUCCUGAAGGAUGUCAUAUUGUCACAUGGAAUAUUUUAUUCGAUUUUUAUCAAUCAACACUUAUAUAUACUUCUCAACGAUAUCGAUCAAUACUUGAUACACUUAAAUCACUUUUACCUGAUAUUAUUUGUUUACAAGAAGUAACUUAUAAUUUUCUUAAUCUUCUUUUAAAUGAAAUAUGGUUACAAGAAAAUAAUUAUUAUAUUAUUAUAAUGAAAAAUGUUAUUGAUAGUUAUAAAGAAAAAUCAUAUGGUCAAUUGAUGAUAAUGAAAAAUUUUCGACCUCGAUCAUUUUCUAUAUGUCCACUUGACCUAUCUGAUAAUGAUGAAGAAACAGCAGCAACAACGACAGUAACAAAACAUAAAAUAACAAAAGAACUAAUAAUAGCUCGAUUUGGUUUAAAUACUAAAGCAACGAUUGACCUCGUUAAUCUUCAUUUACAUAGUGAUCUUUCUCGUAAUGCAAGUGGAAAACGUUGUCAAACUCUAGAAAAUCUUUUUAAAAAGAUGAAAACAAUUAAUUAUAUGCUUAUUGGAGAUUUUAAUUUUGGCGAUAAUAAUCUAAAAGAACAAAAUAUAUUGGCAUCAUAUGAAAAUAAAGUUCAUGAUCUAUGGAAAGAUGUUUAUAAUCUUGAUCAGAAUCCUGGUUAUACAUAUGAUCCAUCAACUAAUAUUUGUGCUCAUAUUACAUCUCAAUCACAAAUAAAUCGUCGUUUAGAUCGAUAUUUAAUUCAUACAUUAGAUAAUCUUUCUUAUUCUAUUGAACAUCUUUCAAUGAUUGGUAUUGAAAAAAUACCAAUUGAUCUAUUAAAUAUUGAUAAUAAUCAACUUAUUAAUCAAUCUGAUCAUUAUGCUUUACAAUUAAUUAUUAAUUUUCGAACAAGAUCAAUAAGUCAUCGUUCAGCACUUGUUAUAUUGCCAACAUUAAAUACAAGGUCAUUAAUUCGUUCAUAUAGUAAAGAAUAUUAUCCAUCUGAUGAUGGUCUAUGGCCAUCACAUAUUAAUUUAUUAUGGCCAUUUUUUGAUUUAAUUGAUUGUCAAAAUGAUCAAGAAGAUAUUCUUUUACGAUUAAGACUUUUAUUAAGUCAACAGCCAUCAUUUUCAAUAAAAAUUAAUGAAAUUGAUUCAUUUAUUGAAAAUAAUAUUAUUUAUAUGAAAAUGAAUGAUGAAUCAACAAAAUAUGUUAAACAAUUACAAGAACAACUAAUUAAACUAUUUCCGCAAUGUUUAAGAGAUAAACGAAGUAGUUAUUAUAACCCACAUAUGACAAUUGGACAAUUUGAUAAUGAAGAAAAAUUUAAUGAAGCGAAAUCAUCAUUGAUCUUACAUGAAUCAUUUGAAUUUCCUGUUGAAUAUAUUUAUGUUUUACAACGACCACAUGAUAAUGAUACAACACCAUUUCAUAUUACUUAUCAAUUACCAUUAGGUCCUAUACUUCAAUCAAUAAAUUUUAAACAAAUCAAUUCUGUUCAUAUUAAAUUACAAGAAUUUUUUCAAACAAUGAAUCUUUAUGAAACAAAUCAAUCAUAUAAACGAAAACAAGAGAAAUUUGAAAAACUUUCAUCUUGUUUUCAACAAAUGUUUAAUAAAGAUACAUUACAUUGUUUUACUACUUCAUUUUUAUCAUAUGGUAGUUUUCGUAUUGGUAUUAAUGGACAAGAUCUUGAUACAGUAUUUGUUUUAAAUGAACUUAAAUUAACAAACAAUAAAACAAGUUUUGAUGAAUCACUUCUUCAAUUAAAACAUGAUUCAAAUGCAUUAAAUAAUUAUAUUGUUAAUCUACUUGAAACACAGAUAAAUGGAAAUCUCAAAGAUGAAAUAGUUUAUUACCGAAAAGUUCAAGCAUUAUUUCCAAUAAUAUCAAUUUUAUUUAAAGAUCAAACAAAAGUAGAAAUCUAUGUACAAACUGAAAUAAAGAACGAAAAGCCUUCUAAACAUUCUAUACACGGGGUACAUGAUAUUGAACGUCUGGUGACAUAUGUUCGUUGCCCACCUAUAUUUCAACAUCUCCUGACAUUUAUUCGUACUUGGGCUCAACAUGUUGGUCUUUAUGAACAAGUAUACGGUUAUUUAGGUGGCUAUUCUUGGGCUAUUUUAUGUGCAUAUAUUUGUCAUACAUACUUACCAUCAAUGAAAUCUCUUUCAUCAAUCGAACAAUUUUCUAUUGAUGAACUUUUCUCAUUAGUUCGACAAUUUUUUUCAACUUUCGCAAAUUUUAAUUGGUCAUCACAAGCAUUUCGUCUUUAUCCAAAAUCUUAUAAACAAAUGAAUCUAUUAGAAAAAUCAUCAGUACAUAAUCGAGGAUCAAUGCGUAUUAUAUCACCAAGUCCACCCUAUAAUAAUACAGGACGUGCAACAAUCAAUUCUACUCGUGAUUUAAUUAUUCAAGGUUUUCAAUGCGUUCUACAAUUACUUAAUACAAUAAAUACAAUCAGUUCGGAAGAUAAAUUGAAUGCAUUAAAACAAAUUCUUGAAUUAAAUAAUGAUUUUCCAAAUGAAAAAGUAAAAUCACUUGUUCAAUUAACAUUUUCAAGUGAAAAUAGUAAUGAAUUAGAUGAAUGGAUUGGUUGGAUGAAAUCACGUUUAGCACAUUUUGUCAAUGCUUGUGAAGUAGAAUGUCAUUUAGUUAUUCAAACACAAAGUUCAAUUGAAUAUAAAUCAAAUAACACUGAAGCAUUAUAUUCUAUUGGUUUUCAACUUGAUUCACAAACAUUAAUUCAACAUCAAAAUUUUUCUAGUUGUUUAAAGAAAUUCGUUGAUCAAUUUGAUUUAUAUCCAAAUCGUAAAGAAUCAAUGAAAAUUUCAUAUAAAAUAUUCUCAAUACAUGAUUGGAAACUUGAACGAAUGCAAGCAAAACUACAAAGAACAACUAAAUAA
Rotaria sordida is the source of this 3215-nucleotide messenger RNA. The record is from the annotation of a GenBank genome assembly. Lineage: Eukaryota; Metazoa; Rotifera; Eurotatoria; Philodinida; Philodinidae.